CCGCCGCUGCCGCUGCCGCCUCCGCUGCCUCUGCCGCCUCCGUCGCCGCUGCCGCCUCGGUCUCCGCUGCCGCCUUCGUCGCCGCUGCCGCCUGCGUCUCCGCUGCCGCCUCCGACUCCGCUGUCGCCAUGGCUCAGUACAAGGGCGCCGCGAGCGAGGCGGGCCGCGCCAUGCACCUGAUGAAGAAGCGGGAGAAGCAGCGCGAGCAAAUGGAGCAGAUGAAGCAGCGGAUCGCCGAGGAGAACAUAAUGAAAUCCAACAUCGACAAGAAGUUCUCUGCGCACUACGACGCCGUGGAGGCGGAGCUCAAGUCCAGCACCGUGGGGCUGGUGACCCUGAAUGACAUGAAGGCCAAGCAGGAGGCACUGGUGAAGGAGCGGGAGAAGCAGCUGGCCAAGAAGGAGCAGUCCAAGGAGCUGCAGCUGAAGCUGGAGAAGCUGCGCGAGAAGGAGCGCAAAAAGGAGGCCAAGCGGAAGAUCUCCUGCCUGUCCUUCACGGUGGGUGAGGAGGAGGAGGAGGAGGAGGUGAGCGAGGAGCUGGAGGAGGUGGCCCUGGAUGAGGAGGAGCUGGAAAGGGAAGAGAUCGCCGCCAAGAAGAGGAAAUUGGGGAAGAACCCCGAUGUGGACACAAGCUUUUUGCCUGAUCGCGACCGCGAGGAGGAGGAGAAUCGGCUCCGGGAAGAGCUGCGGCAAGAGUGGGAAGCCAAGCAGGAGAAGAUCAAGAGUGAGGAGAUUGAAAUCACCUUCAGUUACUGGGAUGGCUCCGGGCACCGCCGGACAGUCAAGAUGAAAAAAGGCAACACCAUGCAGCAGUUCCUGCAGAAGGCGCUCGAGAUCCUGCGCAAGGACUUCAGCGAGCUCAGGUCAGCAGGGGUGGAGCAGCUCAUGUACAUCAAGGAGGACCUCAUCAUACCCCACCACCACAGCUUCUACGACUUCAUCGUCACCAAGGCACGAGGGAAGAGUGGCCCACUCUUUAAUUUCGACGUUCAUGAUGAUGUGCGGCUGCUCAGUGACGCCACUGUGGAGAAGGACGAGUCACACGCGGGCAAGGUGGUGCUGAGGAGCUGGUACGAGAAGAACAAGCACAUCUUCCCCGCCAGCCGCUGGGAACCCUACGACCCCGAGAAGAAGUGGGACAAGUACACGAUCCGGUGAACGCAGAGGUGGAGCAGACUUGCUCCCCCAGUUCCCUCCUGUCUCCCCACUCCCGGUAUCUCCAGGAUUCCAGAUGUCCAGCUUCCCCCCUCCUGUGACAUGACUGAUCAUCCCCUGCCCCUGAUGCUGUCAUUUACUGCUUUUUUCUUUUGUGAUAAAGAAAUGUACAUGUUA
Messenger RNA from Myotis davidii, 1331 nucleotides. RefSeq names its product protein FAM50A. Gene Ontology annotation, cellular component: nucleus. The record is from RefSeq and is a predicted model, not a curated record. Gene Ontology annotation, biological process: chromatin organization. Bases 129 to 1157 code for a protein of 342 amino acids. Lineage: Eukaryota; Metazoa; Chordata; Mammalia; Chiroptera; Vespertilionidae. The transcript is spliced from 2 exons.